GAAUUCAUGGCCGGCUCAUGUGAGGUUCCUAUAAAGUUAAAAAUAUGCAAAUUAUUAAAAUAAGUACAAUAAAUGCAUAAUAUAGGAUUGGAAUAAUUCUUUAAAUCUAUGAACUGAACUAAAUGUGAAAACAUUACUUCAAGAGCUAAGAGUGUAGAAGAAUACAUUUAAGAAAACAAUGUACGCGAGAUUUCAUAAUUGCGGCUGGACAUUACUCCACAAACGUCUGAACUUAUCAAAUUGUAGAAACUACGCAAGUGUUCUGAAAAAAAAAGAAAAUCUAUCCAAUAACUUACAACCAGGUAAAAUUUACCAUGGAUUCGUUUGCACUGAAGUCGAGCCAAUUAAGGAGUACAAUAUGACAGCAUAUUUACUUACACAUGAAAAAACGAAGACUGAGUACUUACAUUUAGAAAGAGAUGACUCGAACAAUGUAUUCUCUGUUGGUUUCCGAACUACACCUCUAGAUUCUAUGGGAACUCCUCAUAUUCUAGAACAUACUGUGUUAUGUGGAUCUGAAAAGUAUCCAGUCCGAGACCCAUUCUUUAAAAUGCUAAAUAGAUCAUUGGCAACAUUCAUGAAUGCAAUGACCGGCCCAGACUACACAUUUUACCCAUUUUCCUCUCAAAAUGAAAUUGAUUAUAGAAAUCUCCAAAAAGUUUACUUAGAUGCUGUAUUUAAGCCCAAUUUAGCCAGAUUAGAUUUCUUACAAGAAGGCUGGAGAUUAGAACAUUCGAAGUUGGAAGAUAAAACUUCAGAAAUGGUAUUUAAAGGUGUUGUGUAUAAUGAAAUGAAAGGUGCAUUCUCUGAAACGAGUUCGUUAUUUGGCCAAAAAUUUAUAAACACAAUUCUACCAAAGGGCACUUAUGGCUAUGUCUCUGGUGGUGAUCCUCUAUGCAUUCCAGAGCUAACCCAUGAGCAUUUAAAGAAUUUCCAUGCAACAUAUUAUCAUCCAAGCAAUGCAAGGAUAUACUCAUAUGGCAAUUUUCCACUUGAACAAAACUUGAAAUUCCUAAAUGAGACUUACUUGAGUAAAUAUCAAUUUUUGGACCCAACAAAUACCAUUGUAACCCCACAAGAGAGGUGGAAAAUGGCAAAGAGAGCCAAUAUUGUAUGUAGAGUUGACCAAUAUGGAGGUGCUGUGGAGAAACAGAAUCAAAUUGCUUUAGGUUAUGUAAUGUCUGACAUAUCAGAGAUCUAUGAAACAUUCAUGCUUACUGCACUAGCAGAGUUAAUGAUUAUAGGACCUAACUCAGCAUUCUAUAAAAGUUUGAUUGAGAAAAAUAUAUCUGGUGGGUAUAAUUCUUUAACAGGAUAUGAAAAUCAAAUUCGAGACACUUUAUUUGUUGUUGGAUUGCGAGAUGUUGAAAUAUCGAAAUUUGAAAUGAUAGAAACCAUUGUAAAUCAGACAAUUGAUGAGAUAUUUACAAAGGGUUUCGAAAAAAAUCAUAUUGAAAGUGUCUUACAUGGGUUUGAAUUGUCUAUUAAGCAUCAGUCACCGAAGUUCGGACUUAAUUUGCUAUUUAGCUUAAUGCCAUUGUGGAACCAUAAUGGACCAAUAUUAAAUGCUUUAAAAGUCAAUACGUUACUUGAUCAACUUAAAACGAAUCUAAUGAAUCCUACAUAUGUAAAGGAUGUUAUUGAAAAAUAUUUCCUUUUAAACAAUCAUAAAUUAAUUAUGACAAUGCAACCGGAUCCCAAAUUCGACGAUAUAUUCAAUGAGGCUGAAGCAAAAUUACUUAAAUCUAAAGUGAAAAAUUUAACUCCUGAGCAGAGGGAACAGAUAUUUGCUGAUGGUAUUGAACUUUCUAAGGCUCAAAAGAAAGUUCAGAAUCUAGAUGUAUUGCCAUGUUUAAAAAUAGACGAGAUAACAUUAAACAAAACUGCACCAUCAUUAGAGCAUACAAUUUCAGGUACAAUUCCGCUACAGCUUUGUAAAGCAAACACCAAUGGCGUGACUUAUUUCAAAGGUGUUCUUGGUACUGAUUGUUUAAAUGAAAAGCUUAGGCCAUUGUUACCAUUCUUCAACUAUGUUUUAGACAAAUUCGACACAAAAUCUUAUAAUUACAGGGAUUUUGACAAAUAUGUUAGCAAGUCCACUUCGGGCUUAUCAUUCGUGACCCAUAUCUCUGAGCAUAUUGAUCAAAAAGAACAGUAUGAACAAGGUGUUUUAAUCAGCAGUCAUUGCCUUGAUGAAAAUUUGCCAAAAAUGCUUAAUAUUUGGACUGAAUUAUUCGACAGACCCAACUUUGACAAUAGUGAAAGAAUGACAAUGCUCCUCACCAACUAUUGUUCGUCAUUAACAGGUGGAAUUGUUGAUAGUGGCCAUUCAUAUGCAAUGCAAGCAGCAAGGUCUCUUAUAUCCUCUGUGGAUGAAUGUAAAGAAAGUCUUUUAGGAAUUAAACAUAUUAUGAGUAUGCAACAAAUACAGAAGACUCAUAAGACUGAAGAUAUUCAAGACAUUGUUGAUCUCAUCGGCAAAAAUAUUCUCAAAGGUGAUAAUUUAAGAGCAGCAUUCCAUUAUGCAAACACUUCUGAAAAUUUGAAUGAGUAUAUUGAUAACUUCUGCAUGAAUUUGUGCAAAGGUGAAACAAAUAAAGAUGUAAAUAGAAUCAACUGGACAGAUACUAAACCAUUAAAGAAAGAGAACCGUGGUAUUCAUAUAACGAUGAACAUUCCAGUAAAUUUCUGCGCUAAAGUUGUACCAACCGUGCCAUAUACAGACCCUGAUUAUCCCAAACUCCGUGUGCUAUCAAGAUUUUUAACAUCUAAAUACCUACAUCCAAUUGUUAGAGAACAAAAUGGAGCAUACGGUGGUGGGGCAAUGUUGACCAUUGAUGGAGUAGUUAACUUUUAUUCAUACAGAGAUCCUAAUUCUCGUGUAACAUUGGAUGUCUUUGAUGAAACAGCAGACUGGAUGGCAAAGAACAAAGAUCUUAUUGAUGAUCAAAAUCUUUUUGAAGCUAAACUGUCAAUUUUACAGCAGAUGGACCAACCUGUAGCAGAAUACAUGAAGGGUAUAGAAAUGUUCUUGUAUGGUCUCUCAUAUGAUAUUUGGCAGAUGCAGAGGGAACGCGUCUUAGCAGUUAAGAAGGAAGAUUUGAUUGAAGUGUGCCAAAAGUAUCUUACAGCUGAUAAAUGGGCUGGAAAAUGCGUUAUAGGUGAUGGAGCAUCUCAACAAUUGAUAAAAGAUAACGAAGUUUGGGAAACUUUAAGUGGACCUCAAGAGUGAACAAUCUUGUAUUGAACUUGUUAAAGCAUUCUAUUACUUAUUUGUAGUCUAAUAACUUGUCUUAAUUAAAACCAAUAUGUUUGUAGGGAUUUCAUUAAAAAGUUGCAACACAGUUGUUGAUUUUAAGCAUUACUACUUAAAUAAAAAAGUUGUAUGAAAUAUACAUUAAUUAUAUUCAAUUUUAUCAUAUUUAAAAUUUAAUUUCUCUUAAGUCUACUUAAAAACAAAACUGUUCUAAGAUAACUAGCUGUUAUAUUUGCAAUGGAUUAUUUAUUUCAAAGUAUAUGUUGAGAC
This is a messenger RNA of Nymphalis io (European peacock), 3526 nucleotides long. Its product is annotated as presequence protease, mitochondrial. The transcript has 2 exons. Lineage: Eukaryota; Metazoa; Arthropoda; Insecta; Lepidoptera; Nymphalidae. The coding region runs from base 179 to 3232 and encodes 1017 amino acids. Gene Ontology annotation, biological process: protein processing. The record is from RefSeq and is a predicted model, not a curated record. Gene Ontology annotation, cellular component: mitochondrial matrix. Gene Ontology annotation, molecular function: metal ion binding.